Molecule: messenger RNA, 3249 nt
Organism: Saccostrea echinata
Lineage: Eukaryota; Metazoa; Mollusca; Bivalvia; Ostreida; Ostreidae
Product: muscle M-line assembly protein unc-89-like
Exons: 10
Coding region: 705-2582 (625 amino acids)
Source: RefSeq, a predicted model, not a curated record
UAAGCUAGUUAGCAGAGAUAAUGACAUUGUGCACUAUGGGUAUCGAAGGAAAUGACUCACACACCGCCACAUUGACACAUUCCUUUGAACUUAGGUAUUAGCAGUACUGGGAAUCAGCCUUAUCUCUUGUGUACAUAUUUUGUUGUUUUUAACCCCCAUAGAAAUAUGAAUUUAUCACAGUGCAGCCUUUGUUGUGAGGAGAAGUAGGAAUAUUUUUGUGUUACAGAGCACCUGUUUGGUGAACAUUGUGUGCGAGCCCUGCCAGUGUAUUCUCUGUAUAGGGAUCACACCAGUCUCACUAAUCUGUGUAAUUCUGUUCUGCCCUGUGCACGGGAAGGUUGCAGAUUUAUUGAUUUGCAAUCAGUGUAGUCUUUCCCAGGUCACUUCAGAUGAACCAAGCCAUUUCUCUGUAUUGACAAACAAGGAUUUUAAAUGGAAGCAUGUGAAUGACAUGCUUGUGCCGCAGUAAAAUUAACAAACCUUGUGUUAAUUAUAGAGCGAAUUUUUUGCAGACAUAGCAGGAUUAGGUGCGAGUCUUACGUACACACUUGAAUGACCUUUUUGCCUGAGGAAAUGUUUAUGUCAGUGUGUACUAUUUCAUCCUUAGCAAUCAGGAGUAAUGUGUAGUAUCUCAGGUUGGGAAAAUCCUGUAUGUUCUCCUGUUACUUGCAGUUUGCCUUCAUGUCGUGUAUGAAGUGAUUCAGAUGUGUUCUAACAUGGAAAUAUGGAUAUUAUGUGUGUUGUUGGUGGGCUGUGAAAUGACAUGGUGCUUUCCUACACCUGCUAGUCAACCCGAGGAGGAGGAAUUUCUCAAGCCUGCUUCACAUCCUGUCAUAGAAACCAUUGAGGCUGGUAAAAAUAAUACUCUUUACCUUAUUCAGGAAGUCGCUCAUUCAGAUCAGAACACUCAGCCUAACCCCACUAAUGAUUUGGUUCGAAAAGUAAUUGGAUAUACAAAUAAUUUACAAAAUAGUAACAAAAAAUUUCUGAGGGAUUAUGAGACAGAAAGUGAAAGAGAAAAGGCUAAGGUGAUUUUUGAAUAUAGUUCAGUGAAAUUAAGCAAGCCUGAAUCCCUUUCUCUAUCCCGGAGAGAAGCACUUCAGCAAACGGAUGUUGACGUUGACGGAGGUUCGUGGUCGACAAUGGUGUUGACAAUUGCGAGCACCCUUGUGGCUCUGUUCAGCAUGUCUGUCCUUGUAGCAGUCUUCCAGUGCUGUUGUCGCAGAAGAAAGCGAAGUUCAUCCCCAGAAAUAGAUGAUAAGGAAGAGAAAACAGCCGACGACAAAAACAAGAACAACGAAAAAGUCAACAAAGAGGAAGCAUCAAAACCAGCCAAAGAACAAAACGACAAAAAACAAGGGGAAGAUUCACAGGAGAAAACAGAUGACAAGCUUUCAUUUAAAGACAAAUUAAAAGCCUUUGAAAAGAAGGAUGACAGCAAAGAGUCACCCCUCAGGCCUGGCCCCACCCCAAAAAAGCGACCCCAGAGUGAGGCUUUCAAGGCUUUUGAGGGCAAGGGGAUCAUUAUGGGAAUGCCAAUGGGUCAAAGUCCUCGAUUUCCUAAACCAAAGGAGACUCAAAAUGAGGAAAAGGAAGAUGCUGAGGUUACAAUGCGACCAAAAAUAACCAUCACCCCUUCCCCUGAUGGAGACUCAGAUUCUGGAAGUUAUAAACAGCCAGAUAACCCUGAUGUCGUGAUAGCUGAUGAGGAGGAUGACGACUCAGAAUUUGGGGCCAUCAAAAGGGAAACAGCAGUUCUAAGAUCAUAUCGGAAAGCCCCUCCACCCAAAAACAGAAACCGUUCUUCUGCGGCAUUCAGGCGAAAAAAUGCUCAACAAUCCAUGGCCAAAUUACUUGAUGAAGGUUUGGAUGUUAUAGGUGAGGAUAAAGAAGAAGAACCAUUGUUAUCAAAAGAUAAUAGUCUCCUACAAAAUGGAGGUAGUAAGAGUAAAGACAGAACCAAACUGUCACCAGAGCCUAGUGAAUCCAACCCUCCCGUGGCCAAAGAAAGGUCUCGUUCAAAAACACCUGAAAAAUCAGACUCAGAAAAAAGUGCUUCAAAAACUGUCUCAGAAAAAUCUGGUUUGAAAACUCCCAAUAAAUCAGACUCAAAACCUGCUGAUAAAACGGGUUCAAAAACCCCUGAAAAAGCUGGCUCAAAGACACCAGACAUAACUGGUUCAAAAACUCCUGAAAAAGCAGGUUCAAAAACACCAAACAAAGAGCGCUCAAAGACACCUGAUAGAUCUGGCUCAAAAACUCCUGAAGAAAAACCUGCCAAACCAAAUAGUGAUAAAAAGACAGUAGAUAAAACAGUGAAUUCAGAUUCACAAGCCAGUACUGGCAUUUCUACAGGAGGAAAUAUAUUUGCACAAAUUGAUCCCACUGUCAAAAAGACUUCUCCUACUGCCACUACACCAACAAGUCUAGAAACAAAGAGUCGUGCUGACAAAGUGAAAUCCUCUCCUUUAUUUUUAGAAGAUGACAAACUAAUGAAAGCCUUGAAUGAAAGAUUAAAGGCACAGCAAGAGGAAAAUGAUGAGAAAGACAAACGUCGUCGGUCAUUAAAUACAGAUCUGUGAUAGGCCUGAGUUAUCUGCCCCUGGAUUGUAUCAAUCACCAUAUCAACACCAUUCACUGAUGUAUUGUGAAUCAAUACUAUAAUACUGUAUACAUGUACCUCAGUGUUAUCAGGUUAAAUGUGUAAUAUUCUUUUUUAUUUUAAACCAAGAAGAGUCUUCCACUUUUCACCUUCAAGGAAAAUUUCUAUAUGUGAUUUGUGUACUGUAAUUCUGCAGUGUACAAAGAAUAUACAUGUAUUUUGUUUAUGAAAAUGCUUCCUGAGCCAAGAGCAUGAGUGUAACAUGUUGCAUGAAAUGAAAAGUCCUGUCACAAUCAUUGUCAAGAUGAAAGUGUUUAUCUAGUUGUUUGAAUUGUGAUAUGAUGUAGCUGAGUUCUAGCUUUUGAUUGUUGAGAAAUGAAAUGAUGUUGAAUGAUAAGUCUGCUGUCUGUAGAGGCCAAAUAUUGCUUUAUUAUAUGAAAUGAAUGCUAGUUUAAUUGAUGUAAAUGUUAAUCGCUCAAACAAUUGUGCAAUAGAUAAUUUUCACAGAUUAUGCAACUACCACACAUCAUUUUUUUAUUAACACUGCUUUGCUUUUUUUCUUCAAACCAUGGGUUUAGCUUACAAUUCCAAAGAAAAUAGAUGUUGCUAAUAUUUUAUUAUGAUAAUAAAUUGUGCUGAAACUUUCA